AGAGAAAGAGAACCCAUAGCGCAGAACGGGGGCACUCCAGGACCGGGUUUCGGCUCCAUUUGUUCAGAGGUGUCUUCGCAGCGCUCUCUAGCGGACGCGCAUGUCAGUGCGCAGGCGCGCGGCCAGCAUCGAGGCACUGCCCCCUUUUGUGUUUUUUUUUCUUCUCGCGAGCCAGAGCCGCAUUCCAGCCCGUGCAUUACGGCGGGGAGCCGAGCUAGCACGCGCUCGCCACGGCGGAUACGCUCUCGAGGUUUUUUUUUUGGUGGACAUUAAAAAAAAAAAAAAAAAAAAUUUUAAUAAAGCUAUGGCGAGGACGUGUACCCCGAGGGUCACCUGAAAGCAAAGUUUCGUGGAUGGAGAAUUGUUACAUGUGAUGCACUAAAUGACCGUUUGGAGAAGAGGAGGAAAAACAGCAUUGGAUCAAUAAAAGCUGCGCACUUUGGAUAUAUUUAUAUUUAUUAAACGUGAAGCGGUAGUCUAUUGGAGACUGACACAGAGUCCAAUCAAGCCCCGUGUGGAAUAGAGGUGAAAUGUGGUCUCAGCCAGGGGCACAUUGUGCCCUCAUUAUGCUGCUUACCCUCUCCUUUGUGUGUUUACCUAGUGGAAAAGCCACAGAGCCCUUCCAAACUUUCUCCCCAUCAGAAUGGGGCUUGACGCACUUAGCCAUUCAUAAUGCCACUGGUGAGGUGUAUGUCGGUGCUGUUAACUGGAUCUACAAGCUUUCGAGCAACCUGACCAUGCUGCGGAAUCACAUGACUGGCCCAGUAGUGGACAACGAGAAGUGCUACCCUCCUCCAAGUGUCCAGUCCUGCCCCCAUGAGCUGGCUCAAAUUAACAAUGUCAACAAACUGCUGCUGGUGGAUUAUGGUCAGAACCGACUCAUUGCUUGUGGAAGUGCUUCUCAAGGUAUUUGCCAGUUCUUGCGCCUGGACGACCUUUUCAAACUGGGUGAACCUCACCAUCGCAAGGAGCACUAUCUCUCCAGUGUGGCCGAGUCAGGGACCAUGUCCGGGGUCAUCAUCUCUGAAGGUACUCUCAGCAAGCUCUUCAUCGGAACUCCUAUCGACGGCAAAUCCGAAUACUUCCCGACCCUUUCGAGCCGCAAGCUAAUGGCCAACGAAGAGAACGCGGACAUGUUCAGCUUUGUCUACCAGGAUGAGUUUGUCUCCUCGCAGCUCAAGAUCCCUUCAGACACACUGUCCAAGUUUCCGGCGUUUGACAUCUACUACAUCUACGGCUUCAGCAGCGAGCAGUUUGUGUACUACCUUACUCUGCAGCUGGACACCCAACUGACCUCACCAGACGCCAGCGGAGAGCAGUUCUUCACUUCCAAAAUCGUCCGGCUUUGUGUUGACGACCCAAAGUUUUACUCCUAUGUCGAGUUCCCGAUCGGUUGUACCAAGGAUGGGGUGGAAUAUCGCCUGAUCCAGGAUGCCUACCUGACCAAGCCAGGCAGACAGUUGGCUAACUCACUGGGGGUGUCUGAGAAUGAGGACAUCCUGUUCACAGUCUUUUCUCAGGGCCAGAAAAACCGGGCCAAGCCCCCGAAAGAGUCGGCAUUGUGCCUCUUCACACUGCGACGCAUUAAAGAAAAGAUCAAAGAGCGGAUCCAGUCCUGCUACAGAGGAGAAGGCAAAUUGUCUCUGCCUUGGCUACUGAACAAGGAACUCGCAUGCAUCAACUCGCCCCUACAGAUUGAUGAUAAUUUCUGCGGGCAGGAUUUCAACCAGCCUCUGGGCGGCACCAGCACCAUAGAGGGCAUUCCGCUAUUCAUAGACAAGGACGACGGGAUGACCUCAGUGGCCGCGUACGAUUAUCGUGGCAACACCGUGGUGUUCUCGGGCACGCGCUCUGGCCGUCUGAAGAAGAUCCUGAUCAACUCUGUGAGUUCCUACAGACCUGCACAGCUAUAUGAGAAUGUGGUGGUAGGAGAGGGCAGCCCCAUCCUGAGAGACCUGCUCUUCAGCCCUGACCAACACUACAUCUACACACUCACCGACAAACAGGUGAAGCGUGUUCCUGUAGAGAGCUGCGAUCAGUACACUACGUGUUCCGAGUGUCUGGGCUCCAGAGAUCCUCAUUGCGGCUGGUGUGUCCUGCUCAACGUAUGCUCUCGUAAGGAUCGAUGCGAAAGGGCAGAUGAAUCCUCGCGCUUCGCCACCAGAGUGGACCAGUGCGUCGACUUAACCGUUCAACCCAACAACAUCUCUGUGACCAUGUCCGAAGUCCAGUUGGUUCUCCAGGCACGAAAUGUUCCGGACCUGUCCGCAGGCGUGAACUGCUCCUUUGAAGACUACACUGAGACUGAAGCCAGGAUACAGGGAAGCCGUAUCUACUGCCUCUCCCCCACCACUAAAGAGCUCAUUCCCAUCACUCGCCACCAAGGUGAUAAACGUGUGGUGAAGCUCUACCUGAAAUCCAAAGAAACCGGAAAGAAGUUUGCCAGCGUGGAUUUCGUGUUCUACAACUGCACCGUCCACAAAUCCUGCCUGUCCUGUGUGAACGGCUCUUUCCCGUGUCACUGGUGCAAAUAUCGCCACUUGUGCACGCAGAAUGCGAACGAGUGCUCGUUCCAGGAAGGCCGGGUCAAUAUGUCUGAGGAUUGUCCUCAGAUCCUGCCCUCGACUCAGAUCUACAUCCCGGUGGGAGUGACGAAGCCCAUCACUCUAGCUGCCCGGAACCUUCCUCAACCGCAGUCAGGCCAGAGGAACUACGAGUGUAUCUUCCACAUCCAGGGAGAGACCCUCAGUGUCACGGCCCUGCGCUUCAACAGCUCCAGCAUCCAGUGCCAGAAAACCAUUUAUAAUUACGACGGAAAUGACAUCAGCGACCUGCCAGUGGAUCUUUCAGUGGUUUGGAAUGGAAACUUCAUCAUUGACAACCCCUACAAUAUAAAAGCUCACCUGUAUAAGUGCUACGCUCUGAGGGAGAGCUGUGGCAUGUGCUUGAAGGCAGAUCCACGCUUCGAAUGUGGCUGGUGCGUGCAAGACAAGAAGUGCUCGCUCAGGCAGGAGUGCGCUUCGCCCGAACACACAUGGAUGCACGCGUCAACCGGCAACAGCCGCUGCACACACCCUCGCAUCACCAAGUUGUUUCCGGAGACGGGCCCACGCCAGGGAGGCACCCAGCUCACCAUCACCGGGGAGAACCUGGGCCUGCAGUUCCGCGACAUCCAGAACGGCAUCCGCAUCGGGAAGGUGGCCUGCCAGCCAAUCGAGGAGGAGUACAUCAGUGCCGAACAGAUCGUGUGUCGGGUAGCAGACGCUACGGGCUACCGUGUGCAAGAGGCUCAGGUGGAGGUGUGCGUGCGAGACUGUCAGCCCGAGUACAGAGCUGUCUCCCCUAAAGCUUUCACAUUCGUGUCUCCGUACUUCACACGGGUCAUCCCCUCCCGUGGGCCGUUCUCUGGCGGUACAAAGAUAACGAUCCACGGCAGCCACCUAAACGCCGGCAGCACCGUGUCCGUCAAAAUCGGCCUGAAUACCUGCCGCUUCGAGAGGCGCAGCGCGAGAGAGAUUGUAUGUGUAACUCCAGCGGGUUUGGCGAUCGGCGGCACUCCGGUGAUGGUGGACAUUAACUUUGCUGAGCUGAGGAACCCUGAGGUGAAGUUCAACUACACGGACGACCCGACAAUAUUGAAGAUCGAACCCAACUGGAGCAUUACCAGUGGUGGGACUCCGCUGACUGUCACUGGAACUAACCUUGCCACUGUGAAAGAGCCCAAGAUGAGAGCAAAGUCUGGUGCAAUCAAGUCGGUUAAUAACUGUACGGUGGUCAAUAACACAGUGAUGGUAUGCCUGGCGCCCUCAGUGGCAGGUUCAGACUCCGAGAGAAGCGUAUCGGAGGUGGGCACCAGUCCAGAUGAGAUCGGCUUUAUUAUGGAUAACGUCUACACGCUGCUGGUGGUCAAUGAGAGCUUCACCUAUUAUCCCGACCCUGUGUUUGAACCCCUCCCUCCAACCAUGCUGGAGCUCAAGCCAGGUUCACCUCUCAUUCUCAAGGGGAAGAACUUGAUCCCGGCGGCUCCUGGUAACGCCAGGCUGAACUACACCGUUCUGAUCGGAGAAGAGCCAUGCGUGUUGACCGUGUCUGAAGCUCAGCUCCUGUGUGAAUGGCCUGACCUCACUGGCCAGCACAAAGUCACCGUGCGUGUUGGAGGGUUCGAAUACUCCCCCGGUACGCUGCAGAUCUAUUCGGACAGUCUGCUCACCCUGCCCGCCAUCAUCGGCAUCGGGGCUGGUGGAGGCCUGCUGCUGCUCAUCAUCAUCAUCGUCCUCAUCGCAUACAAGCGCAAGUCCCGCGACGCCGACCGCACACUCAAGCGCCUGCAGCUGCAGAUGGACAACCUGGAGUCCAGAGUGGCAAUCGAGUGCAAAGAGGCAUUCGCAGAGCUGCAGACCGACAUCCACGAGCUGACCCAAGAGCUAGACGGAGCGGGAAUUCCGUUCCUGGACUACCGGACCUACGCUAUGAGAGUGCUCUUCCCUGGCAUUGAAGAUCAUCCUGUGUUAAAGGAGAUGGAGGUGCCGGCUAACGUGGAGAAGGCCCUGACGCUGUUCGGGCAGCUCCUGAACAAGAAGCACUUCCUGCUGACGUUUAUUCGCACGCUCGAGGCCCAGCGCUCGUUCUCAAUGCGCGACAGAGGCAACGUGGCCUCGCUCAUCAUGAGCGCUCUGCAGGGGGAGAUGGAGUAUGCUACGGGAGUCCUCAAGCAGCUGCUCUCUGACCUCAUCGACAAAAACCUGGAGAGCAAGAACCAUCCCAAACUGUUGCUCCGCAGGACGGAAUCUGUAGCUGAGAAAAUGCUGACAAACUGGUUCACUUUCCUGCUGUACAAGUUCCUGAAGGAGUGUGCAGGAGAACCUCUCUUCAUGCUCUACUGUGCAAUGAAGCAGCAGAUGGAGAAAGGGCCGAUAGAUGCCAUCACAGGAGAGGCGCGCUACUCCCUGAGUGAAGACAAACUGAUCAGACAGCAGAUCGACUAUAAGACCCUGACACUGCACUGCGUCAACCCAGAGAACGAGAACGCAUCGGAGGUCACGGUCAAAUGCCUGAACUGUGACACCAUCACUCAGGUGAAGGAGAAGCUGCUGGACGCAGUGUAUAAGGGCAGUCCAUAUUCUCAGAGACCCAAAGCAGGAGACAUGGAUCUGGAAUGGCGUCAGGGCCGAAUGGCUAGAAUCAUCCUCCAGGACGAAGACGUCACCACCAAGAUCGAUAAUGACUGGAAGCGCCUGAACACGCUCGCUCACUACCAGGUUACAGAUGGCUCAGUUAUGGCUCUGGUUCCUAAGCAAAACUCUGCAUAUAACAUCUCUAACUCCUCUACGUUUACCAAGUCCCUCAGCAGAUACGAGAGCAUGUUGAGGACAGCCAGCAGUCCUGACAGUCUGCGCUCACGCACCCCCAUGAUCACUCCGGACCUGGAGAGUGGAACCAAACUCUGGCAUCUGGUCAAGAACCACGACCACUCGGACCAGAGGGAGGGAGACCGCGGCAGCAAGAUGGUCUCAGAGAUCUACUUGACCCGCCUGCUUGCGACCAAGGGCACAUUACAGAAGUUUGUAGAUGACCUGUUUGAGACCAUCUUCAGCACGGCCCAUCGAGGCAGCGCACUCCCACUUGCUAUCAAAUACAUGUUCGACUUCCUGGACGAGCAGGCCGACAAACACCAGAUAACAGAUCCAGACGUCAGACACACGUGGAAAAGUAACUGUUUGCCGUUGAGGUUCUGGGUGAAUGUGAUCAAGAAUCCUCAGUUUGUCUUUGACAUCCAUAAGAACAGCAUCACAGACGCGUGUCUGUCUGUAGUAGCUCAGACCUUCAUGGACUCGUGCUCUACGUCAGAACACAAGCUGGGCAAAGACUCGCCCUCGAACAAGUUGCUCUACGCUAAGGACAUCCCCAACUACAAGAACUGGGUUGAGAGAUAUUAUUCUGAUAUCUCUCGGAUGCCAGCGAUCAGUGAUCAGGAUAUGAGUGCGUAUUUGGCAGAGCAGUCUCGCCUUCACUUGAACCAGUUCAACAGCAUGAGCGCCCUGCACGAGAUCUACUCCUAUAUCACCAAGUACAAAGACGAAAUCCUGUGUGCGUUGGAGCGGGACGAGCAGGCACGCAGGCAGAGGUUGAGGAGUAAGCUUGAGCAGGUGAUUGACACCAUGGCUCUGAGCAGCUGAUCGGGGCUCCGAGCAUUCGCGACACACAAACUGAAGUCACACACUCCCCUCCCCGAAACACACACUGCAAAGAACUGGCGCAGUACACUGGAGCUACUACAGAGCUGGGCGCACACUUCUCUGUGUGUGUGUGUGUGUGUGUGUGUGUGCGCUAGUGCGAGUGUGUGUCAACACAAGGACUCAUCACAGAAAACAUUUUGAUUGUUGUCAUUGGUGUAUAACCUUUUUAAUUAUCAUUUUGUUGUGAAUUUUGUGUGCUGGACCUCUUCACACAUAGAUACACACACACAAACACACACACACACACACACACGUACGUUUUGCCCAUCACUUUUUGAAAACUCAAGAAGGAUGAAUUCUGGGAUGCCUACACUCCAACCAUUGGUCAGUGGUGUCGUGACACCUCCCCAAGGGUUCACGUGGAAGAAAAUGGACAUUUAGGAUUUGUGUGAUUUUUGUUGUUAAUUCUUUUAUUUUUUUUGUGUUGUACAAAAAGAAAAAAGUAACGGACUGCCCUCUCUCUGCUCUCUUUGCCACUCGUGUUACUGCUGAAUUUGCACAGUUUACAGAAGAAGAAAAAAAACAGUACAAAGGACAAAUCUUCAGAUAUUAUAUAUGUAUAUAAAUACUGUUACAUUUUCAGCCAAGUGAAAUCUACCAUUGAGAGUUUUUUUGAUAUGUUAUCACUGAAACACAACUAGAGUCGAACAAAGAUGAAAUUAGAUAUUUAAGCAAGAGAAAAAAAAAAUUUACAUAGGAAAGAAAAAAAAGAAAAAAAGAAAAUGAAUAAAAUGUUGUCCUGUGCCAUGUUUUAUUUGAAUGUCGUUUAGUGAAAAGACAUUUUGUUACAUGGGAAUGUGCUAUGAUUUUGUUUUUUAAAUAUGAUCUUUGCCUGAUGACUGAAGAAAAAAAAAAUGUUUGGAGUAGAUAAAUAGUGCAGGUAAGCUAGAAUUUUCCCGCGUUUAGAAGUCGAAGAGCUCGCUCUCGGGCUCGGUAAACCAAAUGCACUCGUUUCCCUCCGUUCACCAUGGUGUGUGUGUGUGAGGCUGCCACUCUCGCGAGUUUUCUUCCUCCUCGUGCACGGCGCAUGUAGAAGGGGGAGAGCAGUAGAUUUACACAAGCUCCUUUUUCUCUUGGCCUCUUGUACGAUAGAGAGAGAGAAAGAGGUGAAGCUCUUGAUUCGUCACUGCUUCAAAUUCGGAUCAGUGAGAGAGGGUGAGCGAGUGAGGGAAGGAUGAAGGAAAGGAUAGAGACUGAUAGAAAGAGGAGCUUUAGCCUCAGCUCAUUAAUGAGACAGGGCUAAGUAAUCCUGUUACCCUCUGGCCUGACGCCUCCAGUGUGUGUGUUUGAUUUAGCCUGCUUCUUUAUAGAUGAUCUUUCUAAUCUCGUAUGAGACGUGUUCUCCGACGAGAGGCUAUCUCUUAAAGUGUUGCCCUGCCCCCCCCCCAAAUUCUUGCUUUAAUUUGCUUGCCUAAAAAAACCAAACUGUGAUCUGUGGUGGAUUUGAUUUGGUGUUUCAAUUUUGUAUUGCAACAUUUUUGUUCUCCCACUUUUGAAUGUGGUUUACCAUUGUACCUGAACAGCUGUGGUUUUUGCUCAUCGUUUCUCUCCAUCACAUGUACAUGGGCGGUGCUGUGUGAGGUACGACUAUCCUAAUUUAUGUGAAUACAAAACACACCCAAAAAAAAAAAAAGCCCACAUCCCAGCCAUUCCCUGAUCGUGUGCCUGUACCCGCUGAGAGAGAUCAUGUGAUGUGUUAUGCUUUUUUUUUUUUUUUUUUGCUGGAAAUCUUUUCGAUGGGACAAUGAAUUUCUGUUCGUGUUUCGAAUUUAACUUUUGCUUAUGUACUGGUGUUGUCUUCUAAUUUAUUUCUUUUCUAUUCCUGAACAAGUCAAACUAAGGUACCAUCAGGUUUCUCGAAUAUUCAGUAGAUACUUUCUUUUUUUGUGAGGAAAAAAAAAAGUUUCUUUGGACCAAACCAUCAGUAAAACCCAGGUUCAAACAGGGUAGUUUUCUGCCCAGAGCACGUCAAGCCCUGACUCGAGUGCGAGGGCAAGCUGUCAGCGCUGGUUAGCCGGCCAAUGUCCGCUAGUUUUGACACCUUCAUCCAUUUUUAACCAAGGUGAGCAUGUGGAGAGAUAGAUAGAGAGAGAGAAAGACAGAGGGAGAAAACCGCUUACCUCACAGAUGUGGCCACGCACUGGGCUGUGUGUGUGCAUGUGUGUGGUUCCUUUUUUGUUAAUAGGCCAGUAUCUUCACCCUGCCGUAAGAUCUGGCCUAAUGGAAAUAAAUUAGCUUUGUGCAAGGAGGCCUGAAGUCGUUCUACUAACCGCUAGCUGAUGAGCUAUCAGACUUAUGUAAUCAAAUGAAUUUUACAUUAGUCUACAUAGAGCUGCACAGCUCGGUCAGCGCUCCUCACUCAGCCUGGGCGAAUUGAGAUUCUGUACAGCUGUGGUGAGCCUCGAAGGGAAACAAAAAACAAUGGUUCAUGUUUUGAGCCAUGUUGGGCUACGUGUUGUUCUGAUGAUGGUGUAAAGAUGCAUCCAAACAUCUCAGGAUCUCCCUUUAGUCUCCCGUGUUGGUGUCGCCUCUUGGCUGUACGUAGUCGCAGACGAGCGAAAGUUAGAUAAGUUUUCCAAACUUUUCCGUCUUGUGUGAGUAAGAGGCACGCAACACGGACUUUUGGGAGCGUUUUAUGUUUACUUCCACAUUGUGCACCCUGUGUAGAGAUCAAUGGAGCAAUCCUUUCUUUUUCUCUCACCGCUCAUAAAAUGGGUGAUGGUAAUAGCGGUGAGUUUUCAGCUGGGGAAAGAAAGCGAGUGUGCACUCACUCCUUCAGACUGCUUUCAUAUAAAAGCUCCUCUCGAGUGGGUGCUGCUGCUCCUGACCACCCCCACUUUCCCUCCUUCCUGUGUCCAUUCUGUCUUCCUCCUCCUAUGAUUCGUUUUUUUGCAGCACACUUCUUUCUUGACUUCCUCCUACCGCAAGUCUUUCCAUCCAUCACAGCACUUCUCUGCUCCAGUGCUGCCUUCAUCUUUGAUGCCAUUCCUUGCCUUUACUCGUCACAAUUCCCAGCUAUCUCACAUCUCAACUCUUCCUCGGUUCUUUUUUAUCCUUCUCCAUAGCAGUAGCUGUCCUUUUCAGCCGGCCCCAAAACGCCCUACGGCUCGAAUGAAGUACUAGUAAAUGAAACGCAGGAAGUCACAUCAGUUGUGUUUUAAUGCUAUGAUAAACUAGGUGAAUUAUUAUUUUUAUUUUAUUUUUUUCCAGAAUUUUAGACUUGAAGUAAUUGUCACACGUUGGCCGGUAAGCAUCCAUUGUGUAAAUAUUAUGUUGUUUCCUAUUUUGCAGAUUUACUACUUGUAAAUAAACAUACAUCAAGAUGAAAUUAAACAGUUUUUGCUAAAUAA
Molecule: messenger RNA, 9586 nt
Organism: Silurus meridionalis
Lineage: Eukaryota; Metazoa; Chordata; Actinopteri; Siluriformes; Siluridae
Gene: plxna1b
Product: plexin A1b
Exons: 32
Coding region: 531-6176 (1881 amino acids)
Biological process (GO): negative regulation of cell adhesion; regulation of cell shape; semaphorin-plexin signaling pathway involved in axon guidance
Cellular component (GO): semaphorin receptor complex
Molecular function (GO): protein binding; semaphorin receptor activity
Source: RefSeq, a predicted model, not a curated record